Messenger RNA from Sitodiplosis mosellana (orange wheat blossom midge), 1201 nucleotides. RefSeq names its product lipase member H-B-like. Gene Ontology annotation, molecular function: lipase activity. The record is from RefSeq and is a predicted model, not a curated record. Bases 122 to 1075 code for a protein of 317 amino acids. NCBI's taxonomy places the organism in Eukaryota, Metazoa, Arthropoda, Insecta, Diptera, Cecidomyiidae. Gene Ontology annotation, biological process: lipid metabolic process. The transcript has 5 exons.
GGUUGGGGCAGUGAGUCAGUUGUGAUCUAGAAGUGGUUAAAUCAAGUUACUUUCCAGACAACAACAAUUGAAACAGUACAUUUUUUGUCAUUAAUAUAAAUCGAAUUAUUAAUCAUCUGCGAUGUUAGUGCGAAUAGCUAGUUUCGCGUUUGUGAUCGCUUCGAUUUGUGUGCUCAAUGGCCGUGCGUUCAACAUUGAGAGAGAUUUGGCGUUUCGGCUUUACACGAAAGAAGCGCCGAUCAUGUAUUAUGUAUUGAAACUCAAUGGCUCACCAGCCGUUUCGCAAACACCAUUCAAUCCGAACCGACCAACACGCAUAUUUGUUCAUGGAUAUAAAAGCAAAGAAAAGACUAUUCAGCGUUACACAGAAGCCUACUUGAAAUUAGGAGACUUCAAUUUCAUUGCAGUCGAUUGGAUUUCUGGCGCCAACACUUUCAAUUACUAUUUGGCAAAAAGUCGAGUUGGAUCCAUUGCUGCGAAAUUGGCUGAAUUAAUCGAUCAUCUCGUUGCAAACGGAUUGAAAUUGAAGGAUUUGACCCUUGUUGGUCAUAGUUUAGGUGCCCACAUUGCUGGCCGAGCUGCAAAGCAACUGAGGACAAAAGGGAGAGUAGCGAAUAUAAUCGCUCUUGACCCGGCUUCAGUGGGAUUUGAUUUCUCUAAUAAAGAUAAGCGUUUGGCUGAUUCAGACGCUGAUUAUGUUCAAAUAAUCCACACGGACGGCGAUAACUUUGGUUUUGCAAAACCACUUGGUCUCGGCGACUUCUACCCUAAUUUCGGAAGAUCCCAGCCUGGAUGUUCAAAUAAUAUAUUGGACAAAUGUUCCCACAGCCGUUCGCAUCACUUGUUCUUGGAGAGUUUAACAACGAAAUUCAUGGCCAUUCAAUGUGCUUCGUAUGAUGAAAUUAAACAAAAUCGAUGCACAACCAACAAUGUGACUGCGAUCAUGGGAGGCGAUAUUACACAACACAUACCGAAAGCAUACGGAAUAUUCUAUUUAGAAACUAGAGCCGAACCACCAUAUAAUAUGGGCGACAACAAACAUUUCAAUAACAUUGAAAUCGUCGCUUAUACGUAAAGUCACCUAAUUCCAAGAGAACAUUAAGUGCAAAAUGCACAUUCAGUCUGUAAUGAGAAAUUCUAUCAGUAAACUUACUGUUUUUUUACUUUAAUAAAGAACGGAAAAUGCUUUUAAUCUCAUAAA